CCCUUCUGCACAGGAAUCUGCGCAGCCUGCUGCCGCUCCCACAAUGCACCGCGGCGCGAGUCCAGGGCGAAGUGGAAGAAGUGUACAGGCAUGGCUACACUGCGUCUGGUGUGUGCCAUCUCCAAGGCUGCAAGGCCGCUCCCUGGAAUCCUCGUCAGACCUCUAAGCCUGUCGGCAACAGCACACUCCUACAAAUAUGUGAACGCCCUUGAUGAGAACAUGGACUUGAAGGCUGUGACUGACAGGGCAGCACAGACGCUGAUGUGGACAGAGCUGUUCCGAGGGCUGGCCAUGACCCUAAGCUACCUGUUCCGCGAACCGGCCACCAUCAACUACCCGUUUGAGAAGGGCCCCCUGAGCCCACGCUUCCGAGGGGAGCACGCCCUGCGACGAUACCCAUCCGGCGAGGAGCGGUGCAUCGCGUGCAAGCUUUGUGAGGCCGUUUGCCCCGCUCAGGCGAUCACCAUUGAGGCGGAGGCACGUGCGGAUGGGAGCCGCCGAACGACGCGUUACGACAUCGACAUGACCAAGUGCAUCUACUGCGGCUUCUGCCAAGAGGCGUGCCCCGUCGACGCCAUUGUUGAGGGCCCCAACUUCGAAUACUCGACGGAGACACACGAGGAGCUCCUGUACAACAAGGAGAAGCUGCUGAACAACGGCGACAAAUGGGAAGCGGAGAUUGCAAGCAACCUGCAGGCGGACUUCCUCUACCGCUGACACGGCGAUGAAGCGAUGCGCGACGGCGACGCGACGCACGCACGACGGCACCGACACAAUUCACCGCUUAGCACGGCAAAGGCAGGUUAGCAGAGGGUCAACGAAACCCGUCCCAACAAUCAGAAGGUCGCGAGUUCAUUCUGCUCAGGGGGAGCAACGCUGCUUCCUUGUUCUCAUUGCGCGGAACUAAGGUUGAACUGAGGUUGUCCCAGGGAGAGAGGCUGGUCAAAUUGGUCACCAACACGGCAAUGUGUGAUCUACAUCCGUCGGUCAUGGCCGCCGACAACCGAUGAGAGGGGGACGCCCCAGAGCUCGUUUUAUCAGUACGAGUUUCAAAAUUGGAAUUUUAUGCAAAUGCAAAGGAUGUUUGCAGCGUGGGUACAAGUUACAGCAAUAAGACACCAAUCUAUAUUGCCUUCCUGAUGACCUGUCUGUGGUUACAUAAGUUAAUUUACUCGACGAUAGACACGUACGCAGCAUCGCACACGGCACGACACGGUUGACACGAUGCACAACUUGGAGAUGAACUCAAUAUACCAACAACACACGACACAAGUUGCUUGUGUUUGAGGUGAUGAGUCUACUGAAAGCUUGUUCUAGCGCAAUUAUUAUUUACAACUGAAAUGUACAGUGAUGAUGAAUAUGUCGGAGUGAUAAUGUUGCUUUUGCAUUGUCAACCGUCCUAGGAUGAACAUGCAGCCUUUGUUCACUGAACCCUCAA
Lethenteron reissneri (Far Eastern brook lamprey) is the source of this 1438-nucleotide messenger RNA. It is a transcript of the gene NDUFS8, whose product is annotated as NADH:ubiquinone oxidoreductase core subunit S8. Gene Ontology annotation, molecular function: NADH dehydrogenase activity; 4 iron, 4 sulfur cluster binding. Gene Ontology annotation, biological process: mitochondrial electron transport, NADH to ubiquinone; mitochondrial respiratory chain complex I assembly. The record is from RefSeq and is a predicted model, not a curated record. Gene Ontology annotation, cellular component: membrane; respiratory chain complex I. NCBI's taxonomy places the organism in Eukaryota, Metazoa, Chordata, Hyperoartia, Petromyzontiformes, Petromyzontidae.